Xyrichtys novacula (pearly razorfish) is the source of this 2761-nucleotide messenger RNA. The record is from the annotation of a GenBank genome assembly. NCBI's taxonomy places the organism in Eukaryota, Metazoa, Chordata, Actinopteri, Labriformes, Labridae.
CUGAAAAACCGGGAGGACCGUCCGCCGUCGGAAGCACACUAGAGAGGAGGCGCUCUGGAGAAGUUGUACUCCUGUACGGCGGCGAGCUCAUAACGCGCGUGGAUGAACCGCGCGACCACCGAGCGGACCUGGAUCACUCAGCGGAGGAUUUGGAAGCGAAGUGAGACUUCGACAAAAACACGAGAUGAAAUCUGCAGCGAGUGGAGGGUUAUAGUGACAGAGGUAAGGGAGCUUCUUCACCUCUUUGAAGGGGUCUUUUUUUUGGUCAAAUGUGUGGGCGAGGGAGCGCGCGAGACAAAGUAAACACAGACUGGGAAAGAGCACAUGACAGCACGCGCGGAACAUGCGAAUUAUUUACCCCAACGGUGUAAUUUGUAGCUUCAGUUUGAGGCGUUUAGCUUUCACACCUGCUUAUUUUUCUGCUAUGUUUAAAUACCUGCGAGCUCAGACUUUUCCUCUUCAGCGUGUGUUCACUGAGGUUGAUAUUUACUGUGUUACAUGACGGUUCAUUUUUUUGUUUUGGUUUCAAACAAAGACUUAAACCGGUUGAAACCAUCUCCUCUAAAUGUUUGGGCACUAAUAAAGGCACAUCUUUUCUGAGGAUUUGUUCUUUUUUUCAAUUGGAAUAUUAGAGAUAUCUUUUGCAAUCUUAAAGGUGUGUUUUUGUGUGCUUGAGUUUAGUUUAUCUCAGAUUUCCUCUUCAGCAUGUAUUCAGAGUGCAAAUCUUAACAGCAAGGUAGCAUGUAUUUAGAUAUCAGAAACUGAGCUUAUCUACAUUUAUUGAGAGCAGAGUAACAUUGAAAAAUACAAUGCUGAUAAUACAACACCUGUUUAAACAUGAGUACUUGUAACCGCAUUGAUAUCACUGUUAUUAAGUUUAUACUCCUCAGUAGUCAUAAAUGAUGCCAUGUCAUUGCUCCACCUGAGUCAUAGCACUGUGAUGAUCGAGCGUGUUGCUCAUACGUGCAAUGUGGUCUCCUCCUGCUCGUCUUCUCAAAGGUGUUUUGUUCUGACCUGGUAUCUUCUAAUCCCAGCUGUUUUUCUCCCCUUGUAGUCCCCGCUCCUGCCAGAGAAGAGGUUAUAGUUUCUUUUCCUUUUUCCCUACUUGGAUCCUCGUCCUCAGGCGGCUGCUCUUUCAAUGUGGGAUACAGUUUUGGUGCUCUCGCCAGGCUGAAAUCCUCCAGGGUCAGGACCUCCCUCAUGGCGGCCUUGCUCCUCGGGCUGCUGCUUUUUGCAAUGCAGUCACCCCCCAUCCCCUCAAGGCCUGUAGUGGCUGAAGAGGGGCCGCCUGCCACCUUAUCGCCUGCAGACAACGGCACCACCAGCCACCCUAAUGGGACCCUCAGACAGCUUCCUCACAUUAUAAUUAUAGGCGUGAGGAAAGGGGGGACACGGGCGCUGAUAGAGAUGCUCAGCCUGCACAGCGCCGUAGCAGCGGCACAGAAUGAGGUACACUUCUUCGACUGGGAGAGUCACUUCCAGAAAGGUUUGCCAUGGUACCUCAGCCAGAUGCCUUUCUCCUUCCCCGAUCAGCUGACAGUGGAGAAAACGCCUGCCUACUUCACCUCCAGCAAAGUCCCGAAACGCAUCCAUCAAAUGAACCCUGACAUCAAGCUGCUGCUCAUCCUCAGAGACCCCACGGAGCGAGUGUUGUCGGACUACACGCAGGUCUUUUACAACCGCCUCCAGAAGCACAAACGCUACCAGCCCAUUGAGUCAGUUCUGGUGAAGGAUGGAGAGAUCAACCUGGGAUACAAGGCGCUCAAUCGUAGCCUGUAUUACAUUCACAUGCAGAACUGGCUGAAAUACUUCCCACUUGGGAGCAUUCACGUGGUGGACGGGGACGAGCUCAUCAGGGACCCUUUCCCUGAGGUGAAAAAGGUGGAGAGGUUCUUAAAGCUGGAGCCCCAGAUAAACGCUUCAAACUUUUACUUCAAUAAAACUAAAGGAUUCUACUGUUUGAGGGACCACGGGAGGGAGCGGUGUUUACAUGAUUCAAAAGGCAGGGCUCACCCUCACGUGGCGCCCGCCAUCCUGCAAAAACUUUACCAGUUCUUUCACCAACCUAACAAGAAGUUCUUUGAGCUGGUGGGUCGAACAUUCAACUGGAAUUAACCGUUUUCCCUCCUCCUCCUCUGUAAUUUGAGGGACUAUCUCCACCAGGUGUUCUGUUCUCCUCACUAACAUUGUAGAUAAGAAAAAAAAAAGCUAAUGUAAAAUUAAACUAAAUCUAUUUUUGUACUACUACUUUUGUUACAGGAGAGUGACAGAGCUAAAUAUCAGGGCAGACUGCAGCUCAUGACAUGCUCUUGUUUUUGUCUUUUCUUUGUCAAACAUGCAUCCUUUGGUCUUUCCUGGACUGUUAGAAACGCUCACAGCUCGUCUGAUCAAAGCUGACGACAUAUCAGGACAUUAACAAUGACAUUCAGACUGAGCCAGUUAUUGUGUUACAUAAAGAUGAAUACCAGGCAGUUGAGCGCUGUCAUGCCUUCGUGUAUCACCUCAUAUAUUAUGACAUUAUUAAUGUGGAAAUGCAUUUAGAGCUCUGAAGGACCUUUUACCUGCUGCUAUGAUUUUUUCAGUCACUUUCAGGCACAAGCUGACGGUAUAUUGUUCUUUUCUUGUGACUCUCUUAACGGAGUCAGUUAUAUAAAUGCUCUGUGCACAUCUUAAACUUGCUGAACAUUACAGUGUACUGUAAAUAGAUUUUAUAAAAAGUGAAGAAUUAAUACCAUAAUAAAGAUGUAUUUUAUUUUUAGCA